AUGUCGUUCCUGAACGGCUACAUCGAUAGUAGCGCAACUGACCUUGGACCCUGCUUUGCCUUUCGCGCAGAAAAGGUACUCGUCAUAACAGCCGACUCGCGGACGAUAGUCGGCGAGCUCGUCAGCGUGGACAACCAGACCAACUUGGUCCUCAAGUCAGCCGUCGAGCGCGUCAUCAACACCCCAGACAACCCGGAGCCGUCGGUCGAGGUCCCCCUGGGGCUGUACCUGAUCCGCGGCGACAAUGUGUGCACGGUCGGCCUGGUGGACGAGAAGCUGGACGCGGAGAUCAACUGGACCAAGGUCAAGGGCGAGGUGAUUGGCGGCAUCAAGCACAUAUAG
Messenger RNA from Thyridium curvatum, 342 nucleotides. RefSeq lists its product as uncharacterized. Gene Ontology annotation, cellular component: U6 snRNP; U4/U6 x U5 tri-snRNP complex; precatalytic spliceosome. The transcript has 3 exons. NCBI's taxonomy places the organism in Eukaryota, Fungi, Ascomycota, Sordariomycetes, Thyridiales, Thyridiaceae. The record is from RefSeq and is a predicted model, not a curated record. Gene Ontology annotation, molecular function: RNA binding. Gene Ontology annotation, biological process: mRNA splicing, via spliceosome. The coding region runs from base 1 to 342 and encodes 113 amino acids.